UUCUUUGUCCAUUGCCUUUUGGGACAUUUUGAUCAAAAGGACAGAGUCCGUGUUAUUUGUAGCAAUGUUUUUUAUAAGUAGUUUAUUUCACUGGAAGAGAAGAGAAGAGUCUUCUUGUGUCACACUGGCAAAAGACACUCGUUCAUACAAUACGUGCUUUGUAGUUUUGAGGUUUACUAAGAAAAAUUGUCUUUCACAAACAAAUACAGUUCGACCAACGUUUAGAACUUCCUUCAAAGCUUUUCUUCGUGAGACGUUGAAGUGUCAGAAUACCGACAAAAAUUCUCGCCAGUUUUUGGUAGAAACAAGCUUUGAGCAGUUUUCUUCGUUAGCAAAAGAAGCAAAUCUGGUUCCAGUGUUCACUAGGUUGUUCUCAGAUCAUCUAACUCCAGUUAGUGCGUUUCGUUGCUUUAUAAGCGAACAAGAAACACAAGUUCCUUGUUUUUUAUUGGAAUCUGUCACAGGUGGUGAGAACGUGGGUCGAUUUUCCUUUUUAGGACUCCAGCCCAGGUUUCUCUUUUUAGCAAAACAGCACGAAAUACAAUAUAUAGAAUAUUCCUCUUCAGGAACCUCAAAAAGAACCGUAGUAGAUGAGAGACGUUAUAGUGCAGAGGAUCCAACUUUGGAGUUGAGGAAGAUUGCACAAAAGAUAUCGACAGCUUCCGAUGAGCAACUGCCUUUGGAAAGUGCUUUGAGUGGUGGUUGGGUCGGUUAUUUUUCAUAUGAUACGAUGAGGUAUACUUCUCCCAAAAAACUUCCCUUCUCUUCUGCUCCUAAAGAUGAUCGAAAUUUGCCAGAUAUCUGUAUGGGUCAAUAUCGAGAAGUGAUUGCCUUCGAUAACGUGAACAAAUUAGUAUACGUUGUUGUGUGGGAAGAUUGGAAGGAACAUAAGAGUUUAAGAGAUGCAUAUGAGAACGCAGUAUCUAAUCUACAACGUUUAUCCGAAACAAUAUCCAAUGGUAUCUUACGUUCUCCCCUCUCAAGUGCAGUGAUGGACAUCAACACAAGAUUACGUGGACCAAAGAAUUCCGUUUCUAAUAUGAGCAAAGAAUACUUCUUAGAAAGUAUCGAUAAGAUUCAUAAGCAUAUUUUGGAUGGAAACUCAUUUCAGACUGUAUUUAGUCAGCGUUUUAGAAGAAAGACUGAGGCACAUCCAUUUUCUAUCUAUCGAGCACUUCGUGUCGUGAAUCCUUCGCCUUAUAUGAUUUAUAUGCAGUGUCCAAGUUGCAUUCUCGUUGCAUCAUCACCGGAGAUAUUAUGCAAAGUGACGAAUAGAAUGAUGAUCAACAGACCACUCGCUGGAACACGUCAUAGAGGAGUUACAGAAGACGAAGAUGCAGAAUUGGAAAAAGAAUUACUUGGAGAUGAAAAGGAUUGUGCUGAACAUGUGAUGUUAGUUGACUUGGGUCGCAAUGAUGUAGGAAAAGUUUGCAAGUAUGGAACUGUAAAAGUUCCAAAGUUGAUGGAAAUAGAAAAAUAUAGUCAUGUUAUGCAUAUUAGUAGUACAGUAACUGGAAUUUUAUGUGAUGAAUAUGCUUCUUGGGAUGCUUUGCAAUCUGCACUUCCUGCUGGAACAGUUAGUGGUGCUCCAAAGGUGCGUUCCAUGCAAAUUAUUGAUUCGUUAGAACCAACUAUGAGAGGUCCUUAUGGUGGUGGAAUUGGUUAUAUAACUUUUCAAGAUAAUAUGAAUAUGGCAUUGGCUUUGCGCACGAUAGUCAUACCUUUUCAGAGUUCAAGAGGUCCUGACGAGGAAGGACUGUGGACUGUGGAUAUUCAAGCUGGUGCUGGCAUAGUAGCCGACUCAGUUCCUGAGCUUGAAUAUCAAGAGACUGAAAAUAAGGCUGCAGCUCUAGAAGUAGCUGUAGAUGUCGCUGAAAGAUUAUUUUCGUCACAUUUCAAACCUAAACUUUCCAGUAACGAGAUAGCAUUUCACGCAUGAAAUAAAAAUUGUUAGAAAUUAGUUUUCAGCAA
Molecule: messenger RNA, 1971 nt
Organism: Galdieria sulphuraria
Lineage: Eukaryota; Rhodophyta; Bangiophyceae; Galdieriales; Galdieriaceae
Product: anthranilate synthase component I
Exons: 2
Coding region: 65-1939 (624 amino acids)
Biological process (GO): L-tryptophan biosynthetic process
Molecular function (GO): anthranilate synthase activity
Source: RefSeq, a predicted model, not a curated record